Molecule: messenger RNA, 1047 nt
Organism: Papaver somniferum (opium poppy)
Lineage: Eukaryota; Viridiplantae; Streptophyta; Magnoliopsida; Ranunculales; Papaveraceae
Exons: 4
Coding region: 1-1047 (348 amino acids)
Source: RefSeq, a predicted model, not a curated record
AUGGAAUUAUCUGAUAAUAAUCCAUCAAAUACUGAAGCUUUGGACAGACUAGUAAAUGCAGAAAAUAACUAUAAUUCUAGAGAAGUUCAACUCAAUACUAUGCUUAAACAAAAAGCUAGAAUAAAAUGGGUAAAAGAGGGGUCUGCCAAUAUAAGUUUCUUCCACACAAAUCUGAAGAUUAGACAAUCUGGAAAUUUUAUUAGUGAACUGGAGGACAUUAAUGGUGAUAUAAUCUCAUACCAAAACAAGAUUGCAGAUUGGUUCAACAUUUUGAGCAAAAAUUUCAGUAUAAAGCAGCAGAAGAAGUUGACUCUCUUCUUGAAGUCAUUCCAGAGAGCAUGUUGGCACAUAAUUCAUGAUGAUGUGGUUCAUGCUAUUCAGUUAUGUUGGAGAAGAAGAUUCAUUCCAAAAGGGCUUAAUUCAAACUUUCUUGUACUUCUGCUUAAAAUUGAGGGUGCAAAAUCUCCCAACCACUUUAGACCAAUUGGUCUUAGUAAUGUCAUCUUUAAAAUAAUUACCAAGAUUAUUAAUACAAGAAUGAUCUCAAUGAUGACAAAGCUUAUAACUCCUCAACAAGUGGCUUACAUUAAAGGUAGAAGUAUACAAGAGCAAAUCAUAUUAGCAUCUAAAAUGGUGAAUGAAAUGAACAAGAAAAGAAGAGGAGGUAAUGUAGCAUUAAAACUUGACAUAUCUCAAGCCUAUGAUUCAGUUAAUUUGAAUUUUCUAUUUCAAGUUAUAUGCAAAUGCAUUCAUAAAAUGUUGGAAGAAGGAAAGAUAGCUCCAAUGGUUAUAAGAAAAGAGAUACAUCCAACACAUUUGUUCUUUGCUGAUGAUGUUUUCAUUUUCUGCAAUAAUGCUAAGAAAAGUGUAGAAAAUCUGAUGAUGUUGCUGGAUAAGUAUCAAAAAGGAUCUGGUCAAGUAAUUAAUAAAGCAAAAAGUGAAACACCUUUAAUUGAGAAGACUGAACUAGCUGAUUAUGCAAAACAAAAUUUAACCAUGAAAGUAUCAGAUCUUAUUAAAGAUGGUAAAUGGAGCAUUCUUUCAUAG